AUGGACGACAACGACGAUGGGCUUAUGCUCAACUUUGCGUCAGCCUCGCCGGCAGGCACCUCCAAGCGACCCAAGCAGACAGCCAAGGCUCGGUUCGCUCAGAAACGCAAUGCGCAGCAGCUCAAGAGGCAAGCACCUGUCCAAAAUGGAUCCGCAGCAGCUGUAUCAGCACCAGCACAAGCUCCAGCUACGUCGCGCGCUGCUCCAUCUCCUGCAACAUCAACCGAAUCGCCGGCUGCCAAGAGGCAAAGGGUCGAACCUCGACCGGCAUCUUCUGUGGGUGGUGGCCUGAGUGCGCCCAGAUUUGAUCCUCGAUCGAUUACUGCUCAGCCAGCAUCGGCACCUUCCAGAGCGAGCAGAACUGCCUCAUCUGCCGAUCCAUCGACCCGCAAAGCUGCUGCUGCUGCUAGUGGUAGUGCGUCGACGCAGCAAGCGAACUCUUCUGUUACUGGCACUGGUUCUUCUGCCUCGACGUCCAAAUCAGUCAAAGGCGGCAUUGUCAGCACCCUCUUCCCGGCCCAUGGAGUGCUGGAAGACUCGAACGCUGCUGCCUUGACGCCGUUCCAACGCAAAGCGUACGAUCCAACCAACGCUCCCUCAGCAGGUUCCGACUUUGCAUCGUGUGGACUCGACCCUCUGCUCGUCUACCAUUUGGCGUCCAAGAUGAAGAUCGGUUCCAAUCCGACCUCGAUCCAAAAAGCGGCGCUUCCGCAUCUUUUGCAUCCUGGGCUAGAUCGCGAUAUUCUCAUCCAGGCGCAGACUGGUUCAGGUAAAACGCUCACAUAUCUGCUUCCUAUCGUGCAGAGCUUGCUGCCGCUGUGCGAAGAAUCCUUCAUCGACCGAUCCGUCGGCACGCUUGCCAUCAUCCUUGCGCCCACGCGUGAAUUGGCACGUCAAAUCUACGAGGUCUUGGAGAAGCUCGUCUCGCUUGCACUCAGUCUCAAGGAGCAAACCGAAGACGGAGAAGGCGCAGUGAGGAGGACACGAUGGCUUGUACCCGGCUUGCUCUCGGGUGGAUCCACGAAAAACCACGAGAAGCAACGAUUGCGCAAAGGUUGCCCCAUCCUCGUCUCUACACCCGGAAGACUGCUCGAUCAUCUGCAGAACACGUCUAGCUUUGAUGUAGGAAAGUGCCGAUGGCUUGUACUCGAUGAAGCCGAUCGUCUGCUCGAGAUGGGCUUCGAAGAACAACUCACUGGCAUCGUUCGGGCUCUCGACGGUCGACGCAAUCUCGCAUGCACCGCAGCGCGUCAAGCUAUGCCAGGCUACGAAGAAGGGGUUACACCAGGCGAUCCAGACUGGAUACAGGACUCGGACGUCAUGGACACCCUCGGCAUGACUUGGUGGGCACAUGCGAGGAGGGUCGUGCUUUGCUCCGCUACGCUCGACGAAAACGUUCAGGUCUUGGCAGGUAAGACGUUGAUCAACCCCAAGAUCAUCCGCGGUGUGAUGGACAACACUCCCGAAGCAGAAGAAGGCGGCGCGUCAACAUCUGCAGAAGCCAACACAGAUGGUACGGUGACAACCAAGAAGGAGCCGGUCAAGUUCGCAGCCCCCGCACAGCUCGCUCAGAGCUUUGUCACUACGCCGCCCAAGCUCAGACUGGUCACGCUGCUCUCCUUGCUGCGUGCUUACAUCUCACGCGCACGUCGUCAAUUUCAAGAUGCAGACCUGGCCGUACGACUGGCCGGCUCCGGACGAGUCAUCGUUUUCAUGAGCUGUACCGACUCGGUUGAUUUCCACUACGCGGCUCUCGGCGGGGCCCGGAUGAACGCUCCAGAGAAUGAUCCCAACGCAGAAGCCGACGCCGAGGACGACCAGCUGCCAGCGCAUACCACAUCCGAGCUCAUCCCCGGCGUGCCCAUCUUCCGUCUGCACGGCUCGAUGAGCCAAAAGGAACGUAUUGCCAGCUUGAAGGGCUUCUCGGGCACAGCGACCAAGAAACAGGCCCAAGACGCUGCGCAGCAGGUAGCCGGUUUCCAGGGAAGCAUUCUGCUGUGUACCAGCGUUGCCAGUCGCGGUCUUGAUCUGCCGGAUGUCGGGUGCGUAGUCCAGCUCGACCCACCUACGGAAGGCGGGAUUGAGGAGUACUUGCAUCGCGUUGGUCGUACCGCUCGUGUCGGGCGGUCGGGUGAGAGUUGGCUCAUGGUGCUGCCGCAGGAACUCGGGUGGGUGGACAACGUGCUGGAAGCGCAUAUGACCAUCCAAGGUGCCUCGUCCACCGACGACUCGCUCGUCGAGUCCAAGAACCAAGGCCAGGCCAAGAAGAUCAGUCCAGCAUCCAUCGAGCUCGUCCUGCAGCAGGGCAUGGGCGGAACGCCGGGUACGCUCGAGUACCAGUCCCGCGCCACCGAGGUGCAGCUGGCCUUCGAACGAUGGGUCAUCUCUGGCGAACGACCGAGCCUGCUGGCCCGCAAAGCGUUCCUGUCCCACGUACGAGCCUACGCGACGCAUUCGGCCGAAGAGAAACAAUACUUCAACGUCCGCGCACUCCACCUCGGUCACCUGGCCAAAGCCUUCGCGCUCCGAGAAGCGCCCCGCUCGCUCGGCGCCAAGAGUUCUGCCAUCGCCGCCACAGCCAGCGCCACCGCCAAAGAAACCACCAACAAGAAACGUGUUCGAAACGACUCCACAGCCGACAGCACAGACAGCGACUCCUCGGACGACGACGAGGAUGAUGAAGAUGGCGGAUCGGACUAUGAGACGCGCGCGGGAGCGAAGAACAAGCGAUCCGCCGCCACAAAGGGCGAUGGUUUCGAACUCGACAAGGACGCACUCGCCAGGCUUACCGAGAGCAUCUUGGCCAACGCAGACGGCUCCAACAGGAGCAAGAAGCUCGCCAGGGAAGCUGCUCGCGCUGCGGCCGCUGCCGGCGUGGCAGGCGAGAAGGCCAAACAGACGGAUGCAGAGACGAGGAUGUACGCCAAAGUCAGGGCGCUGGGUAAGAUGAGCAAGAAGCACGGUGUUCUCGGCGCUCACGGUGCGGAUGAGUUCCAGAUUGCCUGA
This is a messenger RNA of Sporisorium graminicola, 3006 nucleotides long. RefSeq lists its product as uncharacterized. NCBI's taxonomy places the organism in Eukaryota, Fungi, Basidiomycota, Ustilaginomycetes, Ustilaginales, Ustilaginaceae. Gene Ontology annotation, biological process: ribosome biogenesis. The record is from RefSeq and is a predicted model, not a curated record. The coding region runs from base 1 to 3006 and encodes 1001 amino acids. Gene Ontology annotation, cellular component: nucleus. Gene Ontology annotation, molecular function: ATP binding; nucleic acid binding. The transcript has a single exon.